This is a messenger RNA of Aspergillus homomorphus CBS 101889, 649 nucleotides long. Its product is annotated as TspO/MBR family protein. The transcript is spliced from 2 exons. Lineage: Eukaryota; Fungi; Ascomycota; Eurotiomycetes; Eurotiales; Aspergillaceae. Bases 11 to 574 code for a protein of 187 amino acids. The record is from RefSeq and is a predicted model, not a curated record. Gene Ontology annotation, cellular component: mitochondrial outer membrane.
CACCGCCACAAUGCCGUGGUCCAGCGUUCUCCCCCAAACGGUCUUCACCUCGCCGCUCCUCUCCGUCGCGGCCCCCAUCGCCGCCGGAACCUACAUCGGCUUCCAGACGAACAAACAAUCCCAGACAAAGAACGUCUACCGCAACCUCCAAAAACCCCCGCUCUACCCGCCCGCCUGGCUCUUCGGGCCCGUCUGGACCGUCCUCUACGGCCUGAUGGGCUUCGCCGCCCACCACGCAACGGUAACCGGCACAACGGUCUCCCCGCUGUCUUCGUCGACGCUGCAGGAAUGGACGGUCCAGUCGCAGGGCCUGUACUGCUCGCAGCUGGUGUUCAACUACUUGUGGAUGCCGCUGUUCUUCGGCCUGCGCAAGCCCGCCUGGGCACUCGCCGACAUGCUGCUGCUGGGCGCCAAUGUCUCGGCUCUGAUGUACACCUGGUACGAACAUGACCGCCCUGCAUUCUGGAUGAUGGUGCCGUAUGCCGCGUGGCUGGGCUUCGCGACGUAUCUCAAUGCCGGCGUGGGCAUUCUAAACCGGUGGACCAUCGGGGAGGACGAGGUGAAGAGGGAGUAAUGCCACUUUGUAUAGUAUCAGUAAUUAGUAUGCGUGAAGUGUAUAAAUUGUCCUGUAAUACCAUUCUUCGAUUCG